Ctenocephalides felis (cat flea) is the source of this 773-nucleotide messenger RNA. RefSeq names its product xaa-Pro aminopeptidase 3-like. NCBI's taxonomy places the organism in Eukaryota, Metazoa, Arthropoda, Insecta, Siphonaptera, Pulicidae. Gene Ontology annotation, cellular component: mitochondrion. Gene Ontology annotation, molecular function: aminopeptidase activity. The record is from RefSeq and is a predicted model, not a curated record. The transcript has 5 exons. The coding region runs from base 1 to 717 and encodes 238 amino acids.
AUGCUUGGUGUCUCAGAGCAAACACUUUAUGCCAAAGUCGACUCCAGGUGCAGAGAAUUGGGUGCUCAAAGAUUAGCCUAUCCUCCAGUCGUUGCAGGAGGAGAGCGAGCAAAUACAAUACACUACAUAAACAAUAAUCAAGUCGUUAAUGACGGUGAAAUGGUCUUAAUGGACGCAGGCUGUGAAUACCAUGCAUUUUCCAGCGACAUAACCAGAACUUGGCCAAUCAAUGGAAAAUUUACGGAUCCCCAAAAAAUUUUAUAUGAAAUUGUGUUGAAAACUCAGAAAGAAAUCAUUUACAAUAUGAUGGCCGAGGGAUAUCCUACAUUGGAUUCGCUGUUUACAAGAAUGUGUUUGUUGCUGGGUAAAUAUUUGCAGGAGGAGGGAAUUAUUAAAAAAACUGUACCAGAGAAGGAUUUACCAAAGCUUGCCUAUAGCUUCUGUCCACAUCACGUUUCACAUUAUCUCGGCAUGGAUGUACAUGACACACCAUUAAUCCCAAGAUCGAUACCGAUACAUCCAGGCAUGAUUAUAACAGUUGAACCAGGCAUUUACAUACCCGAGACUCGACUGGACGUCCCGGAACAGUUUCGUGGCCUGGGUGUGCGCAUCGAGGACGAUAUAUUGGUGACCAAUCAGGGACCAAUGAUAUUGACCCACUACUGUGCCAAAGAGAUUGCCGAUGUCGAGAAAUUGUUCCAGUCGAAAUUGAAGUGAUUUUGUACGUUUGAAAAAUAUAUCGAUGAAAUAUGCAGCGUGUGUUUUGUUAUGAU